Messenger RNA from Penicillium brevicompactum, 1917 nucleotides. Its product is annotated as proteasome regulatory particle lid subunit RPN3. The transcript is spliced from 3 exons. The coding region runs from base 1 to 1917 and encodes 638 amino acids. Gene Ontology annotation, molecular function: enzyme regulator activity. Gene Ontology annotation, biological process: regulation of protein catabolic process; ubiquitin-dependent protein catabolic process. Gene Ontology annotation, cellular component: proteasome regulatory particle, lid subcomplex; proteasome complex. The record is from RefSeq and is a predicted model, not a curated record. NCBI's taxonomy places the organism in Eukaryota, Fungi, Ascomycota, Eurotiomycetes, Eurotiales, Aspergillaceae.
AUGCCGGCCGAAAGGCGCUCUCUGCGAUCAAACAACAAAUCUGAUACCUCUUCAUCUGCUAACGGUGAGAAGGGGCCUUCAGACUCUCAAAACUCGGGUGCGAAAGACAAGGCGCCUACCACACGCGCCGCCGCCAACAAAGCCAAAGCCCAGCCCAAGAAGGACGCAAAGGGCGCAUCAAACGGCGAGAUGGGAGAGGAUGACAAGUCGCACACCAAUGGGUCCAAGUCAACCGGGAACGGUGUGAACGGAUCUGAAGAUGUUGAGAUGGGAGAGGACACGGCAGGUGCGCCUACAUCCUCAAUCAACGCCAACAAGGACCGCAAAGGUAACGAGAAGAUGACUGUUGUAGUGCCCCCGACCAAGGGUUCCAGAUCAUCUGGCAAGGACAAGGGAGAGGAUGUGACAAUGGAAGGUGCGGAAGACGAUGCUGAGAACGCUGAGCCUGAGGUCGACCCGACAACCAAGGCCAUUCAAGACAUCAAGACCAAUUUCACCUUGCUCGAGCGAGCCGUUGCCCACUUCGACCCCAGAUUCACCCUUCGUGUCCUACGAUCGAUAUCCUCGAUGCGGAAACACCUCACUCCGGAGGUCCUCGCGGAGGUCAUUGUGGAGACCUACUCUCCUUCGAGCUCCACGGCUACCUUCCUUCUGACGGCACUCAACCAAGCGAACGCUUUCGAAAAUGCCCCGGCCAACUCACAGAUGGAGGUUGACUCCGAGAAGAAGACUGCACCCAAGGAGACUCUUGCCGAGGUGGACGCAUAUCUCUCGAUCCUCGUCCAGAUUUACUUGUUCGACCAGCGAGAGAUUCAGAAGGGAGCUCAGUUCUCAACAGAUUUGAUCGAACGCCUGCGAGCUCUCAACCGUCGCACCUUGGAUUCUCUUGCCGCGCGCGUGUACUUCUAUUACUCCCUCUUCUUCGAACAAAUCGCCCCGCUUCCUCCUUCCCCUGCCGCGGCCGUUACCACCAUUCGUCAGUCAUUGCUGGCGGCUCUGCGUACUGCCGUGCUCCGGAAGGACGUUGACACACAGGCCACUGUGAUGACACUGCUGCUUCGCAACUACCUGUCUACAUCCCACAUCUCCCAGGCCGAUCUUCUGAUCUCUCACAACCCCUUCCCUGUCGCUGCAUCCAACAACCAGAUCGCUCGGUAUAUGUUCUACCUCGGCCGCAUUCGUGCCAUCCAGCUGCAGUACACUGAGGCCCACAGCCACCUCAUCGGGGCCACCCGCAAGUCUCCCGCUAGCCCCGUGGCUCGUGGCUUCUACCAAGCUUCUCACAAGCUGUUGGUGGUCGUUGAGCUGCUGAUGGGUGAUAUUCCAGACCGUUCCGUUUUCCGUCAACCGGCUCUGGAGCGAGCUAUGCACCCUUACUUGUUGCUUUCUCAAGCAGUCAGUGUUGGUGACUUGGAUGGUUUCCUUACCAUUGUCAACACCCACAGUGAAACUUUCCGCAAGGAUGGUACAUACACCCUCAUUCUGCGCUUGCGCCAGAACGUGAUCAAGACAGGCAUCCGUAUGAUGUCACUCUCUUACUCCCGCAUCUCUUUGCGGGAUAUCUGCCUACGCCUCGGUCUCGACAGCGAGGAGUCUGCUGAGUAUAUUGUAGCUAAGGCUAUUCGCGAUGGUGUCAUUGAGGCUACGCUUGACCACGAGCAUGGCUUCAUGAAGAGCAAGGAGGUCGGUGAUAUUUACGCCACUCGAGAGCCCGGUGAGGCGUUCCACGAGCGCAUUCGCGCUUGUCUGGCUCUCCACGAUGAGAGUGUCAAGGCUAUGCGCUUCCCCAUGAAUCAGCAUCGCCUGGAGCUCAAGAGUGCUCAAGAGGCUCGUGAGCGUGAGCGUGAGCUUGCCAAGGAGAUCCAGGAGGGUGACAUUGAUGAUGAGGACGCCGGUGGUGAUUUCGAUGCCAUCUAA